Molecule: messenger RNA, 1270 nt
Organism: Drosophila teissieri
Lineage: Eukaryota; Metazoa; Arthropoda; Insecta; Diptera; Drosophilidae
Exons: 1
Coding region: 87-1157 (356 amino acids)
Source: RefSeq, a predicted model, not a curated record
UAACAUACAAUCUCAGUAGGCGUGACACAACUACGUAUUCGCUGUAGUAAUGAUUACAAAUUGCUCGUGAUAGAUCUUCCACAGUGAUGGAGUCGAGGGUCACCAGUGGCACAGGUCAGCCGAACACCAUUAUGAUCCAGCUGGUGUCCCAGCAGCCGAGUUCCUGUGGACAGAUGCAGGCCAUGCCCAUCUCGGUGCAGACAAUACCCUUGUUUCCCAAUUCCAGACAAACGACAGAGCGACCUUGUCGUUCGGUUUCCAUUGCGCCGAAUAUAAGAUCUCCGCCGGACGGACCUCCUCGACCGAAUUUCAGAGUCCGAACCGAGGACUAUGCUCCAACCAAGCGGAAGCAUUCGCAAAGCCAGUUUCGUCCUUGCUCCCGUGGCACGAACCAACCGCCACCGGUGUACUAUGUUCUUCGUCCAGAGGACCGGAUUAUGCCCAUCUACAUACCAGCUCCUAGGCUUUGCAAUGGGCAAGGAGCAAAGAUGGAGACGGGGUGUCCUUGCUGUGGGCGUACAACGACAUUGAACACGGAGGUGCCUCUAGGAGUACACGUACCACAGAAUCCGUUUGCCAAAGCAGUGGGUCAUCAGAAGGAGGAUCCUGGACAACGGGAUCAAUGCACGAACACCAUUGACCAACCAGAUCUGGGGAAUUUAAGAACGAUCUACGAAACUUUAGGACGUGCAAUGGUUACCGCAGCCGUAGAGGCUGCCCAGCGAUCCCAGUUAGCAGGAGCCUCAGACUCAAAGGAUCCGACAAACAUAAUAAUGAAAUUAUUAACCCAGAUGGGGGAGCAGAAUCAAACAGCAGGUGGGAGUCCAGUUUUAGGAGGAGCAGGAAUUCGGGACGAUCAACCAGAUAUGAGCAAGCGAAAAGCCAGCUUUUCGGGGGCAGUUAGCUUGGUGAGGCCAGCGUCUAACACAUCCAUUAGUGAAGUGUCAUCAGAUGAGCUUGCUGACCAAACUAGGCUUCCAUCUAUACUAUCUGAUGGUCGUUUACGCGUCGAGUACCCCAAAACGCCGAGGCCAACACCAGCUUUCUCCGUCGAAUCUGGGAACACGCCCAACAGCCAUAUGUCUACGGAGAGAUUGAGACUCGAUUCUGGAUCCUCGUCAAACGUGGGGAACUCUAUUGGACAAAGCAUGGCAUAGCCAGUUCUCUGUCCCUCGAUCAGCAGGUAUCCCAUAUACAACUUCAAUAGUCUCCAAUCCUUUGGGGGAAUCAAGCGAAAAAUCAAAUAAAAUGAGUUCUUGAGCACAUCGAA